This is a messenger RNA of Alternaria atra, 939 nucleotides long. RefSeq lists its product as uncharacterized. The transcript has 3 exons. The coding region runs from base 1 to 939 and encodes 312 amino acids. NCBI's taxonomy places the organism in Eukaryota, Fungi, Ascomycota, Dothideomycetes, Pleosporales, Pleosporaceae. The record is from RefSeq and is a predicted model, not a curated record.
AUGGGUUUAGGUCAUGUAAAAGAGGAUAUUCCUCUCCCAGCAGAGGAGGUCGACGAGUAUGCUCGGUUUGGGCUUUUCAUGGCCGAAUUCUUAUACGCAUGGUCGCUUGGAUUUUCCAAGCUGGCUAUCCUCUGCUUCUAUUGGCGCCUGUUCAGUGUCUCCAACAUCCGACCGGGAAUCUACAUCCUCCAAGCAAGCACCGUAAUCUGGCUCACCAUCCGGACCUUCAUGACCAUCUUCCACUGUGUGCCAGUCGAGGCCUACUGGAACUUCAACAUUAAAGGCGCUGUGUGCAAAAUCGACCCUGGAAAGUUCAUGUUUGGCACGACCCUGGUUCAUCUACUCCUCGAAAUUUCUGUCCUAUUGCUGCCUGUGUUUCAGGUCGCAAGUCUCAAGCUUCGCUCGGGUCAAAAGUUUGCUGUCGUCGCCAUGUUCAUGUUUGGUAUCUUUGUUUGUGCUGCGUCAAUUGUCGUACUUAUCCAGGCAAUCACACUGAAUGCCAAGACGACAGAGAUGUCGAGGGACGUCAAAGGAGUCAUCAUCUGGGCAGGCACGGAAGCUUAUUUAGCUAUCAUCUCUUCUUGUCUUCCCAUAACAAGACCUAUCAUCCGCAAGUUCAUGUCCGGCUCAAUACUUGGCUCCAGAUCCAACUCAAGUGCUCCCAACCCUCUCAGCGGUUUAACUAGCAGCAGGGGCAUCAAACUUCGCAACAACAUUCGAACAAAAGAGUUCGACGAUAAUAGUUCGGAGCGACAACUGGCUGAGCAUGAGGAGGAGUCGUCUGGCGACACGUACUUCGAAACCUAUGCGGAGCGCGGUGGAUACAAUAAUACUGUUAUUAGUUCAGCUGACAAGGUCCCCAACAGCAACACUGGCAGCUCGGGGACAUGUGGCAUCCAAGUCAAGAAUGAGACUAAUGUACGUUAUGAAUCUAUUUGA